Meloidogyne enterolobii is the source of this 1091-nucleotide messenger RNA. The record is from the annotation of a GenBank genome assembly. NCBI's taxonomy places the organism in Eukaryota, Metazoa, Nematoda, Chromadorea, Rhabditida, Meloidogynidae.
AUGUUUUCUCUACAUUUUUAUUUACUAAUUCCGUUUUAUUUUUUUAUUUUUAGAAGGCUUAACAUGACAUUCACAGUAAUACGUAGCAUCUCUCAUGGUGGCUACGGAGCUGUAUAUGAGGUCUCAUGCUCGAAGGAUGAUGGCAGAUAUGCACUCAAACUUGAAAAGCGACAGUUCUCAAGAGACCACUAUAAGCUCAUGAUGGAAGUCCAAGUGCUAAAAGAGGCUGGUGAACGUCCUGAAAACGCUAGGAGGCACUUUCCGACUCUCCUCGAUAAUAGCGAUCCACUGCCCAACCACAUGUUCAUGGUAAUGUCUUUGCUCGGAAGAUCGUUGGCGGACAUAAAACGAGGACGGCAAGGCAAAAUCCUCAGCCCAAAUACCGGAUACUAUUGCGCAAUACAGUCCCUCGAAGCGGUUCGCGAUUUGCAUGAUCUCGGUUAUAUUCAUCGAGAUAUAAAGCCGGGAAAUUUUGUCAUAGGGCUUCCACGAACAAAGAACCAGAAUACGGUAUACAUGGUGGACUUCGGGAUUGCAAGAAGGUUCCUUGGGCCUGACGGAAAAAUUCGGAAUCCACGCAAAAAGACAAGAUUCAAAGGUACAGUUCGUUUUGCAUCAUUGAGUAUGCAUGAAGGAGACGAUCUGGGUCGGAAAGACGAUUGUGAGAGCUGGAUGUAUAUGAUUGUUGAUUUGAUUGAUCAGGACAAGCUACCUUGGCAUAAUGUAGAGGAUAAACGCAGACUUCGUAGGCUCAAACACGAUGCUCAGAAAGCUCCUAAAACUCUCUUCAAGAAGGACGAAGAGCAAGAAUUGCGUGAGAUUAUUGUGUACUUGGCAGGUCUUCACUAUGUCGAUCUUGUAGACUAUGCAUGGAUGCGUGAAAUGAUCAAAAGAGUUGCAAAACGGAUCUCUUGCUCUCUUCAAGAGCCAUAUGACUGGCAAUUAAUGACUGGAACGACGUCGACUUCAGCAUGUUAAGAUGAUUGAAUGGAUAUUUAACUAAAAACUGACAAAUAUUAAAUUGUAAUAUGUAUAUUAUGUAUGUAUCUAUUCUAUUUUUGUUGUUGAUUGUGGUAAAAAUAAAAUCUGUU